This is a messenger RNA of Cydia pomonella (codling moth), 1958 nucleotides long. Its product is annotated as NADH-cytochrome b5 reductase 2. Gene Ontology annotation, molecular function: FAD binding; oxidoreductase activity. Bases 234 to 1166 code for a protein of 310 amino acids. The transcript is spliced from 6 exons. Lineage: Eukaryota; Metazoa; Arthropoda; Insecta; Lepidoptera; Tortricidae. The record is from RefSeq and is a predicted model, not a curated record. Gene Ontology annotation, cellular component: mitochondrion.
UUAUAAAAUUACACCUGUCCUUUGAAAUACCUAUUUUUGUUUGUUAGAACGUCAUCGUUAAAAUAGGUGAUCGAGUUUUGGGACAGUGAACUGAAGUCUGAAAUAUUCGUAUUUUUAAUCUGUCUUUCUCGUGUGUUGCAGUCGACACCAAGUCGGUACUACACCAGUGAUAAAGUGAUUCGUGAACGAGAGUAAUUUUUAAGGCUAUUGUUAGUGUUUAACAAUCGGCCAAGAUGAGUUUUAAUUUCAACAGCAAACUUGUUUUGCCUAUAGUUAUUGCUGUUGGUUCUACAGUAGUCCUAGCGACUGUGAUAGCUAAUUGUCUAUGGGGCAAGAAAAAGUCCAAAAACAAGAACCCGGUGACCCUUGUGGAUCCCAAUGUGAAAUAUUCACUGCCACUUAUAGAGCGAGAGGAGAUCAGCCAUGACACAAGGCGGUUCCGGUUUGGAUUGCCAAGCAAAGAUCAUGUAUUAGGUCUGCCCAUAGGACAGCACAUCCACUUGUCAGUGAAGCUGGCCGAUGAUCUGGUCAUCAGAGCGUAUACCCCUGUGUCCAGUGAUGAAGAAAAAGGAUAUGUGGAUCUGGUUAUUAAGGUGUACUUCAAAAAUGUGCACCCAAAAUUCCCCGAUGGUGGCAAGAUGUCCCAAUACUUAGAAAACAUGAAGCUCGGAGACACGAUUGACGUGCGGGGACCGUCAGGGCGUCUGCAGUACGUUGGCAAUGGCCAGUUCCUCAUCAAAAAACUUAGGAAAGACCCGCCUACCAAGUUGUUUGUUAAGAAGUUGAAUAUGAUUGCGGGUGGAACCGGUAUCACUCCCAUGCUGCAGCUGAUUCGCCACAUCUGCAGUGACGCCAACGACCACACGGAACUCAGGCUGCUGUUCGCGAACCAGACUGAACAGGACAUCCUGUUGAGGAACGAGCUCGAGAACUACGCCAACAACCACCCUAACCAGUUCAAGCUGUGGUAUACCAUCGAUAGGGCUGACCCAGGGUGGAAGUACAGCACGGGCUUCAUCAACGCCGCGAUGAUCGGCGCGCACAUGUUCCCGGCCGGCGCCGACACGCUGGUGCUGAUGUGCGGGCCGCCGCCCAUGGUCAACUUCGCCUGCUCGCCGGCGCUCGAGGAGCUCGGCUUCAAGGAGGACCUGCGGUUUGCCUAUUAACUCCUACUUUGGUAAGCCUACACAUUUGUGUAGGUAGGAAGGUCCGACAAAAAAGAGUAUUAUAUCGAUAGCACCACUGAGCGUAAGCACAAAACAUUGUACAUUAUGUUGCAUUCGCAUGAUCGUGGAAAUAACUGAUAUUAAUAAUCCGGCUCUGCAGCAUAAGCGCGUACUGUGUACGCUGGCCGAUUGUCAUCAUGUAAAUCUACAAAAUUUAUUUAUUUUUAAAUCUUGUGUUGUCAGGGACGAAAUAUUUUAGUUUCAACUAAUUUAAUUUCUACCCUUUUUUGUCGAACUGUGCCGUUUGCCUCAGGCUUUCCUGGCCCGAACUAGGCACGAUCAGAUUACAUGCUGUGGAAUUAAAGCUUAGCUCUUUCGUUUAUAUUACAGAUUAAGCUGCAGUCAGAGAUAUUGUUAAUUUGUAUAUGUGAUGAUGAGUUAGUAUGUAGUCAGCAUCUGAGUGUAUGUUUACAAGGAAGUUUGUGGUGGUUACUUUUAUCUGUGACCACAAUAUUAUGACGAACAAUAUUUUUUGAAGUCUUGCCAUUCAUAAAAGACAAAGCAUUUAAAUGAAAAAAAUAUUGCAUUUUUAUAGAGGGUUACAGGGAUACCGUUAAUAUCUUUUAUCCGGACGUAGUUUUCGUAUUUUGGGAUAAUUGUUGUUGUAUAUUAACAUUAAGUAUAAAAGAGAAUUAUACAAUGUUGUUAUAUUUAUAUAGUGCGUAUUUUUUAAUUGCUUUUGUAGUUAAUAUUCUGGACUGGAUUUUAGGAAAUAUAAAUACUAGUUUACUA